This is a messenger RNA of Cryptotermes secundus, 494 nucleotides long. It is a transcript of the gene UQCR-11, whose product is annotated as cytochrome b-c1 complex subunit 6, mitochondrial. The transcript has 3 exons. The coding region runs from base 105 to 368 and encodes 87 amino acids. Gene Ontology annotation, biological process: mitochondrial electron transport, ubiquinol to cytochrome c. NCBI's taxonomy places the organism in Eukaryota, Metazoa, Arthropoda, Insecta, Blattodea, Kalotermitidae. The record is from RefSeq and is a predicted model, not a curated record.
GCAGGGAAUAACAGCUUGACCAAUUAGAAAACGAAGCAUAUGGUGUGGUAGGCGCAUGAGAAUCUUGGUAGCUGUUGGGAAGGUUGUUUGCUGCGAAUUCACCAAUGGGAAACAAGGUGUCAAUGAAGCCAGUCAUCCCAAAUGUAAAAGCCCAGGAAGAAGAAGAAUUGGUGGACCCCCAACAGACCCUUAGGGAGCGGUGCCACGAGUUGCCGAAAUGCACAGCACUUCAUGAAAAGUACACUACGUGCAAUGACCGAGUGAACUCUAGAACGAAGACAGCAGAAAUCUGCAGUGAAGAACUCUUUGACUAUCUCCACUGUGUGGAUGCCUGUGUUACCAAAACUUUGUUCUCACGUCUUAAGUAGAACUACCAAAUGUAUUCAUUAGUCAUGUACAGUUUAUAAAGUUGUAUGCACUAGAACACAUUUUGUUGAGAGUAUGUACAUUAUUUUCACUUACAUUAAAUAAAAACAAAAAGUAAAAGAUGAAAA